Molecule: messenger RNA, 909 nt
Organism: Didymodactylos carnosus
Lineage: Eukaryota; Metazoa; Rotifera; Eurotatoria; Philodinida; Philodinidae
Source: the annotation of a GenBank genome assembly
AUGUACGACGAUCAAGAUCAACAACAACAACAACAACAACAGGAUAAUUAUAAAUUAGAAUCUGUAUUAUCUCCAAUAUUUCCUAAAGCAACUGGUUUAUUAUUUCAUACCGGUAAUACAUUAACAUGUUUCAAAUCGGUAAAAAAAACGAAUAUGAAUGCCACAGAAGAAAUAAUAGAAUAUAUAUCAAUGAUGUUACAUACAUUAAGAAAAAAUAAUGAUUUUAAACAAUUUGAGGAGGAGAAAUACGUUAAAAUUCUUCCAACAAUUACGAGUGAUGAAGGACUAUCAAAUGGCAAUGCAAAUGGUGGUUCAAAUACAACGGAUUAUGAACAACUUACUAGAGAAGAUUUAAAAAUAUCGGUGAAAAUAUUUCUUCGUUCAUUGGAUCCAAAAAUAUUAUCAGAUGCAAUUGAAACAGUAUUACAAGAAAUGAAAGAAAAUUAUUUCGAAAGUUUAUUAUUAUCAUUACCGAAUUAUGGUACAAAAUUAACUAUUGAUGAACUACUGCCACUUUGGAAUGUUGUUGAAAGUUAUAUGGACAAACAAAAAGUUUUAUCAGCAGGUGUAUGCGAUUUUAUGUUACCGCUAUUAUUAGAAUUAUGUACUGCUGCAAAACAUAAACCAUAUGCAAAUCAAAUUAAUUUGGGUGUGUGUUGUACAAUUCCCGAAGAACUAAAUAAAUAUGUUAAAGAAAAUGAUAUUCAACUGUUAACUCAUAGUGAUCCAAUGGAUAUUAUUAAUGACAGUGAUUAUCAAAAUUCAUUAAGAAAAUAUUGUCAUGAAUAUGAUGCUUUAAAUUGGCGGCCAGCAUGGGUGGCAAGAUACAAUUCUGUAAUAGCAAAUCGUGGUAUUAUUAAAACAAAAGGUUAUUUCGUCUAUGCGAAUAGAGAAUUACGAAUGACAUAA